Molecule: messenger RNA, 702 nt
Organism: Parnassius apollo (apollo)
Lineage: Eukaryota; Metazoa; Arthropoda; Insecta; Lepidoptera; Papilionidae
Source: the annotation of a GenBank genome assembly
AUGUUUAGAUGUUCAUUGAAGUACUUGAGUCAAUUUCUCUUUUGGAUUUCUUUCGUCAACAUACUCGUAUCAACUCAGGGUUUUAAGAAACCGAGUUUUCACUCCGUUAGCAAUACGAGUUUUGCUGUUAGAAAUGAAUCUACAUCUAAUGAAACGCAUGGCAGCAUUAUAUUUCCGGAUCAUUUUUUUAGUACAAAUUUUUUAUUCGUACCGAAAAUCACGGAGAAGUGCAAAAGGCUGGGUAUUUGCGAAGACAUUCCUAACUAUCCCGAACAUCAUAUCGAACGACUGUUGGAAAGGAGGAAACUAUUCAAUCGGACUAAAAUUAACGUGGUAAAUGAGGUUCUGAAACCCAAAUUCGGCCUAAAGUUUGGACCCGAAGAAGAUUUUUUGGAACUGUGCAAAUCUACAGAAAAGCUUGUCGCACCCCGAGCAGCGAAAGACAUUAAUAACAAGUGGUAUUUUAUUUUGAAUAGAGAGAAGGAACCACAACAAAAGUUUCGAGUUGAAAUCUGCGCGAAACAGAGUGCACCUUGCUCCCCUGUCGCCCACUUCGCUCAAGGUUAUCGAGGAAGGUGCAUUCAGAAAUACGUGCUGCGUAUAAUGACAGCCAUCGAUAAGUACGGUGACAUAAUUGAGAUGCCGUUUCGUGUCCCUAGCUGUUGCUCCUGUGUUUAUAGAGUAAAUAGCAUAUACCUAUAA